This is a messenger RNA of Nicrophorus vespilloides, 1666 nucleotides long. RefSeq names its product alpha-N-acetylgalactosaminidase. NCBI's taxonomy places the organism in Eukaryota, Metazoa, Arthropoda, Insecta, Coleoptera, Silphidae. Gene Ontology annotation, cellular component: cytoplasm. Bases 302 to 1636 code for a protein of 444 amino acids. The transcript is spliced from 8 exons. Gene Ontology annotation, biological process: glycosylceramide catabolic process; glycoside catabolic process; oligosaccharide metabolic process. Gene Ontology annotation, molecular function: alpha-galactosidase activity. The record is from RefSeq and is a predicted model, not a curated record.
AAUAGAUAUAAGAAAGUUCCAGAGUAGAGGCCGUGGUUUCUACUCCUGGUGAUGAUGAUGUUAUACAUUCCGUGCGAUAUAGUGAAAUCUUGUAAGAUUUUUUUGAGAUGAACGUGCUCUUAAAGUUGAGUGAGUUUUUCGUCAUUUGGUUCUUGGCAGAGUUACGUUGCGGACGUUUCUUGGCCACUGACCGUGGGUGUUCACUUUUACCUCCGCUCAUUUUAAAGACUCCAAGCCCGCAUCACAUUAUUAUUAUUACCAAGGUUAUUCAAAAAGUCAUCGAACAGCGAGUGUUAUUAAGAUGUCUCACCUAUGGACUAUAGGCGGAAGUACAGUGUUCUUAUGUUUAAUACAAUGUAUAGUGUCGCUGGAAAAUGGAUUGGCGAGAACGCCACCAAUGGGAUGGUUGGCCUGGGAGCGUUUCCGAUGCAACACUGACUGCAAAAAUGAUCCAGAAAAUUGUAUAAGUGAGAGAUUAUUCCGAACGAUGGCCGACUUGGUUGUGUCCGAGGGAUACGCAGCAGCCGGUUACGAGUACAUCAAUGUGGAUGACUGUUGGCUAGAAAAAGAACGAAGUCCUACUGGUCAAUUGGUAGCGGAUCGCGCAAGGUUUCCUAGAGGAAUCAAAUCACUAUCAGACUACAUUCAUUCUAAAGGAUUGAAAUUCGGCAUUUACGAAGAUUAUGGCAAUUACACGUGCGCCGGAUAUCCCGGCGUACUAGGAUAUCUGCAAACGGACGCUGAAACAUUCGCAUCUUGGGACGUGGAUUACGUAAAGUUGGAUGGUUGUUAUGCUCAUCCGAGCGAUAUGGACCGAGGAUAUCCAGAGUUCGGGUUCAACCUGAAUCAAACCGGAAAGGCUAUGAUCUACUCGUGCUCGUGGCCGGUGUAUCAAAUAUACGCGGGAAUGCAACCCAACUACAGUUCCAUCAUCCAACAUUGUAAUCUGUGGAGGAACUUCGACGAUAUCCAAGAUUCAUGGGCUAGCGUCGAAAGUAUAAUUGAUUAUUAUGGUAAUAAUCAAGAUCUUGUGGUGCCAAACGCCGGACCGGGACAUUGGAAUGACCCAGAUAUGUUAAUCAUAGGUAAUUUCGGGUUGAGUUACGAACAAAGUAAAACGCAAAUGGCAAUUUGGGCGAUCCUCGCCGCCCCGCUGCUGAUGUCUGUGGAUUUGCGCACCAUCCGACCAGAGUAUAAAGCGAUUCUGCAAAAUAAAAAAAUCAUUGCCGUCGAUCAAGAUCCCUUGGGCAUUCAAGGCAGGCGAAUCUACAAGCAUAAGGGAAUAGAAAUUUGGUCGAGACCGAUCACGCCGCUAUUCCAAAACUAUUUCUCCUAUGCUAUUGCAUUUGUGAAUAGAAGGACCGAUGGAACCCCAUCUGAUGUCGCCGUAACAUUGAAGGAAUUAGGUUUGACUUCUCCGACCGGCUACAAAGUAAUGGAUUUGUACGAGGAUGUUGACUACGGUGUCCUGACGCCCCAAACCAAAAUUAAAGUGAAAGUGAACCCAUCUGGCGUUGUUAUUUUGCGUGGUGACGUGCAACCGGAUUACAACCGAAGACUUCCUUUCUACACCACGCAGAAAACCGUAUACAAUCCAUUAAAUCAAGUAUUCAGAGUGAGGACGAAUGGAUUCUAGCUUGUAGACACACUGUGCGAAAUAAAACAA